AGCGCUGAUUGGAUACCAGAGCUGUAUAAAUUUCCGCAGUGCCGUAUUUCUCUCUUUCGUUGCUAUUUAGUUUAUACCCGAAUGCGGUCACAAACUGAACAGUGCCGUUAUACAGGACUGUCAUCGUAUACAGGACAGGUUUAGUGUCACUGUUCACCGUACUACUGAAAAUGAAGGAGAGGAGAAUCAGCCAGCCUUUGGUAAUGCGUUGCAAGCUGGUUUUAGUAGGAGACGUUCAGUGCGGGAAAACCGCAAUGUUGCAAGUGUUGGCCAAAGACUGUUAUCCUGAGACAUACGUCCCGACAGUGUUUGAAAAUUACACAGCUGGGCUGGAGUUAGAAGAGCAGCGUGUGGAGCUGAGUUUAUGGGACACGUCAGGUUCACCUUAUUAUGACAACGUCAGGCCUCUGUGCUAUAGUGACGCAGAUGCCGUUUUGCUCUGCUUCGAUAUAAGUCGCCCUGACACCGUUGAAAGUGCCCUAAAAAAGGUGAUGCACCUUACAUUGAUGUUUUCAAAAUACUUUAUUGCCAGGUAUGGUAGUGUAACAAUGUGCAUCCCUCUGCAGUGGAAGGCAGAAAUUAUGGAUUUCUGUCCCAGUACGCGCAUAAUUCUGGUCGGCUGCAAGACGGACCUGCGCACAGACGUUUGCACAUUGAUGGAGCUGUCCAAUCAGAGACUGACACCCAUUUCCCAUGAGCAGGGAACAUUGCUAGCAAAGCAGGUCGGAGCAGAGGUGUACCUGGAAUGUUCUGCGUUCACAUCAGAGAAAAGCAUCCACAGUGUGUUUCGCUCAGCCGCGCUCAUGUGUCUCAACAAACUGCAGCCACCCAUUAAGCAAAGUCCAACUCGACGACUCUCUAAACGCCUCCUUCACCUGCCCAGCAAGGCGGAGCUUCUGAGUUCCAGCUUCAGCAAGAAGAGAACCAAGAGCUGCUCUAUCAUGUGAGCCCACAUUUGCCGCUAUCCACAUCUGUGCUCUAUGAGAGGGUUGGUUAGGGGCUUUGAGAAGAGGGGAGGGCAUAAACUUUCAUGAUCCCACCCACUCUCUAUAUACUUAUGUUCUUCUUCCAUUCUGACACCCUACCUACAAACACACUCAUCUCUACGUCAAAGAGCAGAUGCUUAAAAAUAUCAAUUAAUUUCCCUUUACCAGCGUAUGGCUUUACAUGGACUGCAUUUUGUAUUAAUGAUCAGUCGGACAAAGAGGGAAUAUUGGACGUGAAGUGCAUCAAAAAUAUUUGUGGUCUAAUUUGUUAGCUUGCAUUUGUGUAAAAGAAUAAGGUAUGAACUGUGAACGCAAGCUGAUAUUCAAAGCAAGAGGGUGCCAUUCUGUUGCACAGUCUGCACUUUAGUGGAUGUGAGAGAUUAAAUGUUGGGACAUGUCAGGCAGGAGCAGAUAAAUAAAUACAGGUUGGCAUUAGUUGCCAUUUCAAUACCACUCAAGUUUGUUUACACUCUUUUAAGGUUUUAAAAGUGUAUUAGGGAAGGGAAUAAUCUACAAUGACACAAGCGACAUGAUUUGAAGUCAUGAAAGAGUAAGUAGAGGAGCUAAACAAGAAUAUUUCCUCUAGAUCAAAUAAGGAUGCUAGCUUAGAUAUCUAUACGAAGAUACUGAUCGAAUCCAAAUGUGUUGGAGAUGCUGACGCACAUUGUUUACUCUCUCUUUCUUUACUGUAGUCAUUCAUGCUACUAAAGAGUUGGUCAUAAAUUGGGUGAGGUCCUGCACUGCCCUACAUAGCCAAACAAAUGCAUAUGAGAUUGCUACAAAGACUUGUCCCAGCUGUUGAGGGUUUUUUGGGGAUAAGAUCUUUCUUAAAAGUAAUUUUGAACAUGGGUUGAAAAGAUCAGAAAGAAACAGGAUGGGAGAUUACUAAAGGACUGACAGAUACGUCAAUCCACCAAAAUUGAUCAAUGUUACAUAAGAAUUUGGAUGUGCCUGUUUACGUAUCCUUAAAAACAGGACUUUCAUCUAAAAACUCUGUCCUGACCCCUGAAAGGUUACAUGUGAUGCUACAUUAAUAUUCAUUAUGAAAAGUUUGUAUUGUGAUGCAUUCGGUCAGCUCACUAUCAAUGGCGACUUAUCUCUCAACCUAAACCUCAUGGUAGUAAUCUCUGUUUUAAAUCCCACUAUCCCUGGUUGUGUAAUGCUUAAUCAUAAAAUGACUAAAUCCUCGCUUUGGCUUUAUAAAUGGCCAUGUAGACAUGAAUUGUGAGUUUAGAUGGGGAUUACGGGGAAUCGGUCAGAACUGUAGCUUAUAUUUUAAUUCAUCAAGUGGACAGUUUGGUAAAUAAAUUAUGCAAGUCUCCCAUUUGUAAGAUUAACUGCUUUUCCCAUUCAUUAACAUAAACUGAAACCCUUGGGGUUUGUUAUUGUUGCCUUACGGACGGUUAUUUAAGGGUGAGUGUGUUUACAACCUUUAACAAUCAGCUUAUUGUGUAAACUGGACAACACAAGAUGACCGUGUCGAAGAGAAGGCCAAAUAAAUUUAAUAAAUGCAUCAGAAUUAUGACAGUAAGCAUGCUGUGGGUUUUGAGGGUUGGUGUAGAUGUACGUCUACAGGAUUAAAUCUGAUCAUGAAUUAUAUUAAUAACUCUGGGUAAACCUUUCACUAAACGCCAUCCCAAAGAUUUGGUAGUGGGAAUCUGUCAAUUGUAUAUUGGAUAUUGUACGAACAUGGUCGAACGCACAGCCUUGCAUAGUUUAUUUGACUCGUACGUGUACACAAGCGUUUGCAAUGCAUCUCCUGGGCUACACACUACAUUCUCCAUUAGGCGCAUACACGACCUACGCGUACAAUGUACCAGGGUUUCCAAAAUCCGGCAGUGCGCGUACAGUACCCGCACAUGCUUCUGAUGACAAAAAUAUUGGACCCCCACGUACAUUUAAGAAAUGGACGAUACACUGGCCUUAGGAGAAACAGUGAACAUACAAACUGGUUUUGCCUUAACUGCACCUCUGAACUUUGUCAGUAUUAUAUCAUUUGCAUUAAUUCAGAUUCCAGUUCACAUGAAAAGUUUGAAUCUACAUCACAUGCUACAUAAUACAGAUCCUUAAUACUACUAUUGCUUAGCAAGUUAAGGUGAAUUGUAUGUCUGUAAACCACUCGAGAAUUUGAUGAAAAAGUGAAAAUAUGGACAAGUUCUCUUACUGUAGCAUAACAAAUGGCUGCACAGAUAAGGUCAUCAUGAUAAUCUAUAAUUAGUUUAUAGUUUAAUAUGUGAUGCAUCUCACAGGCCAUUAUCUUGAUAUAAAUGUGUUAUUGUUGUCUUAUUUGGUAGCACUCUUAUAUAUGUUUGCUGUGGUGAACCUCCACCAUCUUCCUUAAGUCUAAACGUUAAUGGUGUGCAUAAUUUUGUAGCCCUUUAAAAUAAUGUCUGUGGAUCAAAACAUUUAACAACAGACGGUAUGACUGUGUAUGAAAUGUUAUGUGUAACUUAUUAAUGAAAAAGUAAUUAUUGGUGGAUUUUUGUUUAUUUCCUUAGUUUCAGACAGUCUAUUUUAUAUUAAAUAUUGCUUAAAGGUUUUGUUCCUUGUCUCAUGUCUGAAAAUAAUUAAAACCUGGAUUUGUUCAAUAAA
Paramisgurnus dabryanus is the source of this 3578-nucleotide messenger RNA. RefSeq names its product Rho family GTPase 1a (gene rnd1a). Gene Ontology annotation, molecular function: GTP binding; GTPase activity. The record is from RefSeq and is a predicted model, not a curated record. NCBI's taxonomy places the organism in Eukaryota, Metazoa, Chordata, Actinopteri, Cypriniformes, Cobitidae. Gene Ontology annotation, biological process: small GTPase-mediated signal transduction.